Molecule: messenger RNA, 1814 nt
Organism: Mangifera indica (mango)
Lineage: Eukaryota; Viridiplantae; Streptophyta; Magnoliopsida; Sapindales; Anacardiaceae
Exons: 3
Coding region: 1340-1621 (93 amino acids)
Source: RefSeq, a predicted model, not a curated record
CAAGUGUAUACAUAUAAUAUAUAACGAACCCUCCUUUUUAUUUCUACCAAGCAAUAAGCCAUAACUUCCUUCAGCUUCAUCUUUUUCCUCUAACUUUCUAAAUGACGAGUGGAUUCGAGGAGAUCUUAGUUUGAAUAUGAUUAAUAAUUUGCCAACCCCAGUUGUUGAAAUUUCAAUUUUGAAAGGAUUACAUGGAUAGAGUUAAAAUUAAAGAACGUUGACAUGAAUGGAGAUUUAAUAUUUUGUUUGUUGAAUUAUAUUGGUGAUGAGCUAAUUGAGCAUUUGAUGUAUGUGUUUACAAGAUAUGGGUAGAAGAUCUGAGUUUAUGCAGCUGAACCGGUAACUUGUGUUGUAUAAUUUUGCAUAUGGUUCUUGUCAUUCUAGAUUUAUGGGUUAAGUUUGGUGGUAGGUUUCUUGUCGUUGUGAAUAAUAUCGCGGGAUCAAAUUGAUCCUGUGCCAAGAUCAAGAUUGGGGAUUAGGGGAUUGGGAUCAUUUGGGAGGAUUAGAUGAAAAGGUAAAAGAGAAACGUGGGUAACAAUUACUUUAGAUGUUAAAGUUUCAAGGGAGGUUUUGGGAUGUAAUAUCAGAUAGCGGGGUUCGGGAGUUCGGACUUUGGAGUUUGGGGUGCUUAUCCAGGUUAAUUUGUAUGGCUAAGAAUUGUGAUUCUGUUGAAGACUUGAUUUUCCUUUUUCUGUUUUUUGUAUGUUUUGCUUUCUUCACAGCCUCUGUGUUUUCGUAUCUGUAUUUCUGUGAGAAUUUUCCAUUUAACACAUCACGCAAUACAACAAUUAUGUGAACGGAUGAAUGGACCCUUUUGGGUUUUAGUUCAACUGCUGUUCAGCACCGAUUUUGCUGUGCCUUUAUUGAAACUUAUCUUCUAUGAACAAUCUGUUGGUUUGACAGUUGAUAAUUCUAGUUAGCAUGAUUUUGGGAAAUGUGUCAGAUAAAGUGUUUCCUUCUUGUUCAGAUCAUGAAUACUCUGCCUUUAAUUUGUUAAGAACAAUGUGUUUAAUACAAAUUCUUCUUUUAAAAAAUACCCUGCCUUUAAUUUGUUAAGAAUUCAGAAUUAAAGUUCAGGUUUCUUGUAGUUUGUCUCUUUUUUUUUUUGUUCAUAUUGUUUUUAUUGUGUUUAUAUUUGGAUAAUUGUUUAUCCUUUCUUUCUUCACCCAUAGCCCCUGGUGUGGUCUCAGAAUUUUGCUUUAAGUCUGAUGCAGAAGCUGUUCAUUCUCUCUUAGGACCUUAACUUCAGCGACCAACGGAAUUUCAAUUACUUGAUAUCUUUGACUUUUGUUGUGGAUAGGUAGCAGGUUGGCUGAGGAAGUUUGGCAUACAAAUAGGAAUGGUUCUUGAAACUAUUUUAUCGCCUCAUCGGAGGUCAGCAUCAUUCAAGAAGCAGUUUCCUCGAGAUGAAUUGGGUAGCUGGUCUACACUCCUCCAGCGGCAUCGUUUCCUUUUGACAGCAUUGGUUCUCUUGGUUUUUCUCUGUACUGUUUAUCUCUAUUUCGCUGUCACUCUAGGUGCCACAGGAUCAUGCACCAGAUUAACUGGGGCAGAGAGAGCUCAGUGUCAAUUAGAGCAUGUGAAGUCCUCUCUUUCCAAGGGCAAACUUAAGCUUACCUAACAUAUACAUCACAACCCAACAUAUAUUGUUUUGUAUGCUAAUUUCCAGUUCUAAGAGGGUUGGGAAUUUAAGAAUGUUACGUAGUUACAGUAAAUUAUUGCUUCAACUUGAUGCUGUACUUGUAUAUUGAUUGAUUGUAUGAGAAUUGGCUUUGGAAGGUAUGUUACUUAUAUUAAUUAUUAUUUUUCAUCAA